AUGGAUAUUACGCCGAUCGCGGUCUCUCGGGUGUCCGGGGCGAAAGACGACGGCAUCGCCUUCAGGCUGCACGCGGCGGCGACGUCGGUCUUCAUAUUAACGUUUUCCAUAAUUAUCAGCAGCGAGCAGAUCGUGGGAAAUCCGAUAGAAUGCGUCCACACGAGAGAUAUCCCCGUCGAGGCUUUCAACGCUUACCGUUGGAUACGCAGCGCUUAUUUCGUGACCGGAGCGACGUUGGGGAUCGUCGGAGCCAACGUUGCAGCACCCGGUGUCGCGCCGUCCUUUGGAAAUCGACGAUCCGAUCGGUUCGAUCGUCGAGAAAACGAUCCCGCCGUUCCGCGGGAGACCACCAGGAGCCUCGAGUACUACCAGUGGGUCGUCUUCGUCUUGGCGUUGCAAGCGAGUGCAGAUUUCGAUCGCGACGCGGACGUAGAAUCUGUAGAAAGGAAUUCUUGA
This is a messenger RNA of Megalopta genalis, 456 nucleotides long. RefSeq names its product innexin shaking-B. The record is from RefSeq and is a predicted model, not a curated record. Gene Ontology annotation, cellular component: plasma membrane; gap junction. Lineage: Eukaryota; Metazoa; Arthropoda; Insecta; Hymenoptera; Halictidae. Gene Ontology annotation, molecular function: gap junction channel activity.